This is a messenger RNA of Vicia villosa (hairy vetch), 1288 nucleotides long. RefSeq lists its product as uncharacterized. The transcript has a single exon. Bases 60 to 692 code for a protein of 210 amino acids. The record is from RefSeq and is a predicted model, not a curated record. NCBI's taxonomy places the organism in Eukaryota, Viridiplantae, Streptophyta, Magnoliopsida, Fabales, Fabaceae.
CAACCCUCUGUUAUUACUUUCUCUCUUCAAAAAAAACCUCUCAACUGAAACCAAAAAAAAUGAAGAAACUGUACCGAAAGGGAACGGUUCAUCCAUCAUCGCCGCCGCCAACGGUAUCGGAACAACUAUCCUUCCUUCCGGCGACAAUCUUCACUCUCAUCGUCGCUCUCUCACCGGAGGAUAAAGAAGUUAUCGCUUACCUCAUCUCAUGCUCUUCUUCCUCUUCUUCGUUUUACAAAAACCCUAACCGGAAAACCAAGGAUGCCGUUAAAGGUGAACAUCUUCCUCUCUUCCAUUGCAACUGCUUUCAUUGUUACAUGAGUUACUGGAUUCGUUGGAACUCUUCACCGAAUCAUCAACUCAUUCACACAAUCAUCGAUGAUUUUGAAGAUUUUCUCUCGCAAACCGCCAAUAAAAGAAAGGAGAAAAAAAACAGAAAAGCAUCCAACAACAGAAACAAAAACAAUAAAUCGUCUGAGUUGAAUCGUUCCGAGUUGGAAUCGUUGGAAUCGGUGACGGAGAGUACUACUACUAGUAGUGCUAGUGAAGUUGUUGAUGUUAGUGAAGAAAUCGAUUUUGUUGAUUCGGUUGAAGUUGAAGAUGAAAGUGAAGAGAAAGUAAGUUCGAUGAGAAAGCUUAUGAGUUUCAUUGGUGAAAAGGUUUGGUUUCGCUGGUGCGUUUGGGGAAGAUGAAUUAGUUUGCAAUGAAAAUAAAAAUUAUUUUAUAUUUUUAAUUCGUUUGUUUAGUUUAUUUUAUAUAAUUUUUGUUUCCUGUUUGUACAUUAAUGACUUCUAUUUAAUGUAUAAAAGGAAAUUGGAGCUUAGUUCCAGAAAAAAAAAAUGGAAAUUGUAAUUUGUUCUUGUUCUGUGUUCUAUGAGAGAUUUGUUGUUACACAUUUGAAUUUCAUUUUCUUGUUAGAGGAUUUAUGAGUUUGCGAGUUUUGUGGCUUCAAUUCGUUAUUUUUACUGACUAGGUUUUUUCUAGGGUUGCUGGCGGCUACUUUUCCCACAAGGAAACUUGAGUAACCAAAAGUAUUAAAAAAGUGCAUUUAAUUAAAAUAUAUAAAAUAUUAUUCAUUUUAAUAACAAUUCUUGUGUUAGUAGUAUCUUAUUUCCACCUUUUUAUUAAUAUAUAGUUUUUCAAUCAGCAAUUUCCACCUUGAUAAAAAAUUCCCGCUUUAAUUGAAAGUGAUACACCUGCUUUCAUUGUCGCUAAAAAUUAUACUUCAUAAAUGGUGUUACUUGAAAUUAAACCGAUGCAAAAAAUUUCACUUCCCGGUUGGCAAAAA